AUGGUUGCCAUGUCAAAGUGCCGUCGUCUGGGUUUGCGUCGUUUUGGAAGGUAGUUGACGUGCCAUUCUUCAUUCCCUCGUGUCUUUGUGGUGCUGCCGCCAGUUUUUAUUUGCAAGACAACGUAGUUUGCGUAUACGUGUGCGUACUGGGCACAGCAAAGUAUACAGAAACGUAGCGCUUAUUGUUUUCUCCCUCGUCGCCCACUACUGUCUCCUGAAGGUCUCAGUCAAUCGCCCAUGGAAUGGGUAUUUUGGUUUUGUACCCCUCUAGACACCCUUGGAAGGAAAAUAAAUAAAUCACUUUUCCACAGCCCAGUUAUGCCCCUUUUAACAAGUUUCGUCCAACUAGACAUACUUCUUUCACAUUUAACGCUUUCUCCAACCCUUUGACCGCUAAUUCCUUAUUAAUGUUAUUUUCCGCACCUUCAUCAAUUAUACUAAUCCAUGUACACACACACCUGACAUUCUAGUGUUUUCUCUUAAAUUUCCCCCACAGUUCCAGCCAAACCUCCCGUAAUUCGGCUUACACCGAGGGACACAGGAACCCAACUUUAAUUCGUGGACAUUUGUCGACCUCCCGGCACUGCGCUCGUGGAUCUUCACCGGUGUUUUCCCAUAUCUUCUGUGCGAUCGGCCGUCUAACUCUCGUAUGUCUCAUUCUUCCUGUCCUUAUCGCUCAUGAAUAACUCUAUAAAAUCCUCACAGCACUCGCCCGUGACUCAUGUCUCUUGUCGUAUGACGAUACUAUCUUUACCUUAUCAUGUAUCAGUUAGGCCUUUAGGGUGAUUUUGAGUAGUACUUGUUUGAGGUAUACUUUCACCUGUCGUCGACAAAUUUGAAUUACUUUCGGGGAACCCAUUUUUUGUUAUCUUUCACCGUGUACCACCGUCUUCAGGUUGCGUGGAAAAAUUGGUUUCUUGAGACGUCCCCAGGCUAUUUGCUGGUGGAGUCAAGAAAUUGAUAUAGUCUACAGACCUCGUGACUGCAUUUUUCAACUGACAACUGUGUAAUUCCGUUUGGCUUUCUGAUGAUUGUUCUGUCUCACUGUUCGAGGCCCAAGGGACCCACAUCAAUCCAACGAGAGGUAUUUGAGAAAACUAGCCGGAACUUUUUUUGCUUCUUUGUCAUCGGCGACUGCGCGCACCAGACCUCGACCCUCCGUACUCUCGAAGCACUGCGACUGUUUGUCCGCGGCUGCUUCUUUGUCAGACCCUAGAGCCUGCUUAUUUCGCCAUUAACUUUCGCUGCAGGCCGUAGCAGGCUGGCAACUAGGUUAACGGGUCUUCCUGUCGUGAGAUUUGUUUUCUGAAAUUUCGCGAUCUUUCUACAUUUCAAGCUUUUCAUAGCUCGGAUUUUUGAAUCAUGAAGAGCGUUCUCAUCUGUUACCUAGCUUUCGUAAAUCAUGCCACGAAGAUAGAGUAUAUGCUCAAAUAGUUUUUUUACGGAUAGUGAUGACACCACAGGAGUACGGAGGCGCAAUCGUAUUUGGUAGUUAGUCUGUGCCCCCCCCCCCCCCAAACGGGGCACGUGGUCGAUGCGCUGGACCAACACGGGUGCCAUAUCGGAUUCUGGCAGGCGUUAUCGAGUUUGCGCACCAUAACAAAUGCCUACAUUUCGGGAUGCGACGACAGAACCGGUGACCGGCUGACGUCGCGCAAACUGCGACCCCUGCCGUCCUCCCACUUUUGUUGUUGGUUAAAAUUCCGGUCAUUUACUGUAUGGACCAGGGUGUGUGGAACGGAGCGCCAAAGUUCAAGCUCGACCGUGCCAUCCACCUGCGCCCCCCCCCCCCCGCCUCCGGUCUUCUUGGCUCUGUCUUGACACCGGGUCCAGCUGGGGGAGGAGGAGAGCGUGCGGUAGAUGCUGUGCAAUACUACGGUCACUAUACAUUAAUUCACUCACAAAUCACCGUCCCUGCUUCACCUUGCUGUGGAGCACACGGCUGGCAUCAUCGGAAACGACGGUCGAACUGUCAUGCUGAAAUAGGUACCCCUCUCGGAACUUAUCGGAAGGCCACCAGCAUUACGGUGUAGAGGGGUAUCUACUCUCGCGUCUUACCGUCAGGUCUUUUAAGCCCUGCACCCAAUCCCCGCAUCAGGUAACUGACCGUUUCGGAUAGUGGACUGAUGCUUAGCACGCAAAAGAGAAGCUUUUGGGAAUGCGCGGCUGUACUGUGAGUGGUUAAGAAAGUUGCUCUAACCCCUUACCCUAUUUCCUAAACCUUACCCCUAACCCAGCAUGUAGCCGUCCUGAAACUUAUCUGAAGGCCACCUGUAUCACAGGUUGGGGGUAUCUAUUCCCCUGUCUGGUAAGAUGUGGCUAUGUAACCACACCUGAUGGACACCAUACUGUUGACCUACCUAAUUAUUUUGAUUUGGUGUGAUUAUGUUGGCAUGGUGCUGCUGUGCGUUGCGGUGUGUGUUCUGUUGCUGGCCUUGUUUUUUUGUUGCCGUGUCUACCUUUUUGGCCCAAUGCCAGUGGUCCUUCUUGACUUUCGGCCUGUCGUCCCCUUCUAACGUUCGCGUUGGAUGUUGUAGGAUUAGGGUCUAGGGCUGCGGUUAAGGUUUAUGGUUAGGAUUUUGGCUAUAGAUAGGGGUUGGGGAGUUAGGGUUAGGGGUAAGGGCAACUAUUUCUCAACCACUCAAUGUACAACCGCGCAUUCCUAAUAGCUAUUCUUUUGCAUACGACUGUUUAACCUCGUCGCCUGUGCGUUCCCCGGCCCCGCCUAAUCUGCAGUUUUCACGAUAUUUGAGACCUGAAAAGUGUUGUAGUAUGGUCUCUAGAUGGUGUCCCCAAGCAGUAAGAUGAAACAAAUGUCAGAUGUAAUUAUGUAGCCCCAAAUGAAGUAAACCAACCCCAGCCACCUGGAAUACGGGAUCGGUGGUAAUACGGGUUUUCGCAGGUGGGGACAGGCAACGCACCGGCGACAAGUUUAAGUGGUUGUAUGUAAAAGAAAAGCUACUGGGAAUGCGCGGCUGUACUUUGAGUGGUUGAGAAAUAGUGGCCCUAACACCCAACCCUGACCCUAGUCCCUAACCCUAACCCCAAACACAACAGUAUUGUGUCCAUCAAGUGGGGCUAUAUAGCCAUAUCUUACCGAAACAACUCUAGGUAGUCAAUAUAAGUUGUGAAACGGCACAACGUCGAAUGGAAGAACGAAAAAAGAUCAGUGGAGGUGACAGACUUUCGGACGUCUGAGUAGAAGAGGCCCUAUUACAAGCCGACCAGUAUUUCUUCGUUGACUGAGAGUUGUGACCUACUGUGAAUGCUGUAGGCCCUCACAAGCUCCCCGGAAGUCUGGACCAGACAUUCGGCAGUACAAGGGAACUAGAACGCUCCCCCUUCCCAUAAUACAGGCGACCUCAAAUUAAAUUUUAGUGAAAUUACUGCUGGAACUGAAAUUAAGGUUAAAGGCAGAACUGUGAUGAAGCUAAGGGUUUGGGUUGUGGUCGAUAUUACAUUUAACGUUAAGGUUAGUAUGCUGAAAUAGGUGUGCCCCCAAAAUGAGCCACGUGGUAGACACGCUGGACUAACAUGGGGGCCAUAUCGGAUCCUGGCAGGCGCUAUCGAAUACGCGCACCAUAACCAAUGCCAACAUCUCGGGUUGCGGUGGUAGACCCCGUUGCCGGCAGACAUCACGCACACUGGGAUUCCUGUCGUCCCCAUUGUUUCUUGUUGGUCAAAAACCUGGUCAUUUGCCGUAUGGACCAGGGAGUGUGGAGUGGAGCGUCAAGUUGAGGGCUCGACCGUGCAAUCCACCUGCACCCUCCCCGCCUCCGGUCUUCUUGACUCUGUCUUGGCAUCAUGUCCAGGUGGGGGAGUGGAGGGUGCGAUAGAUGCUGUGCAGGUCUACCACCACUAUAAACUAAUUUACGCACAAGUCACCGUCCUUGAUCUCACCUUGCUGUGGAGCACACGGUGGGCAUAGUCGGAAAUAACGGUCGAACUGUCAUGCUGAAAUAGGUACCCUUCCUGAAAUUUAUCGAAAGGCCACCUGUAUUGCGUGGUAGGGGGUAUCUAUUACCGCGUCUUACCGUCAGGGGUUGCAAGCCUUGCACCCAAUCCCCGCAUCAGGUGACUGACCGCUUCGGAGAGUGGACUGGUGUCUGGCACGUUAAAGAGAAGCUUUUGGGAGUGUGCGGCUGUACUUUGAGUGAUUGAUAAAUAGUUGUCCUAACCCUUAACCCUUCCCCUACACCUUACCCCUAACCCAGGAUGUACCCUUCCCGGAGAUCAUCGGAAGGCCACCUGUAUCACAGGUUGGAGGUACAUAUUCCCCUGUCCGGUAAAAUUUGGUUAUGUAGCUGCACCUGAUUGACAUCAUACUAUUGACCUAGUUAAUUGUUUUGAGUUGGCGUGAUUAUGUUGGCAUGGUGCUGCUGUGCGUUGCGGUGUGUGGUCUGUUGACGGCCUUGUUUCUUUGUUGCCGUGUCUAUCUUUUUCGGCACACUGUCGGUGGUCCUUCUUGACUUUCGGCCUGCCGUCUUCUUCUAACUUUCUCGGUGACUGUUUUAGGAUUAGGGUUUAGCGUCGCGGUUAAGGAUUAGGGUUAGGAUUUGGGCCAGAGAUAGGGCUUAGCGUUAGGGAGUUAAGGUUAGGGGUAAUGGGUUAGAUUAGGGUUAGGACAGCUAUUUCUCAACCACUCAAAGUACAGCCGCGCGUUCCCAGUAACUGUUGUUUUGCAUACGACGAUCUGACCUUGUCGCCCUUGCGUUCCCUGGCCCCACCUGUAAAAUACCCUAUUACCAUCAGUCCCGUAUUACAGGUGGCUGGGCUUUGUUUGCUUCAGGUGGGGCUACAUAACCACAUUUGAUUCCGUGCCAUACUUUCAGUUCCUGCAAGUAUGACUCACAUUUGCAAAAAUCAGUUAAACCCGUUUGCAAGCAAGUAAACAAAGUAAUUAUAAGCCUGAAAGGUAUUCGAACAAGCCAUUUAAAGGUGCUUAAAAUGAUAAUGCCGUCCGAAUUGGGUGGUGUGUAAAAAGGUUUGAAGUACUGGCAUUGCUUAAGCAUUGAUCGCCUGCAUUUAUGAAAGCUUAGUCUACCGAGGUUGUUAUCGCAUCCAGCAAAUCACGGUCAUCUUGACAGGCCAAUCAACUUCGAGACUGAGGUGCUCAUGCUCUAACAAAAAAGACACUUGGAUGCCUGCCACGGUAAGCGCGGGGCUGUCGUAUCCCGUCCGAAUUCCAACAUCCCCUAAAACUUACUCUUCAUCCGGCCCGUACAGAAUACCAGGCUCCCUCCACCGGCGUAUGUCCCCUCCACGGGACUGGUCUGAGGGUUAUGGAUUUGUAGAUAAUUUUAAAAUCCGUACACACAUAUGCUCUCUUGUGCUCUAUCACACUCCAGGGUCUUACAAAAAUCGGUUGAUCGAAUGCCUUGGUGCUCGCAUGUGAGAUCUGGGACACCAAACCCUUACACGUUGUGCUGAGGAGCCAGGUCUUGUGAGGCACGCGUAGACAGAUUGUCUAGCUCUGUCGGCCACUUGCACCCAAUCCCCGCAUCAGAUGACUUACCGGCUCAGACGGUUAACUGGUGUCUGGCACACUUUUGUGCUAUGACGGUAUGUUAUCAGUCGUGGCGUGGAAGGCUGCCAACUGCCGAGAGAUGACUCGGCCCUCCGAGGACAAAAAUUCAGGCUGCAAUGACUUCUUAAGAAUGCAGUCUUUAUGACAUUCGCACUCGUUUGGGGUCUGAGUCGACCAUCCCGUGAUUCUCCGAAGACAUGACUCAUCGCGUGCGUGGCACACGCAGACGGGCCGUCUAGUUUUGUCAGCCGAUUCCGACUUCGGUCUUCUUGCCUCUUUCUUCACACAGGGCUUAGGAGAGCAAGGAAGGAGAGUGUGGUAGUUUCCGCGAAUUUCUACUGUCAUAAUAAUCACGCGUAAGUCACGUCUCUCCACCCCCCCAUGAUGUGGGGGGCAUACGGUGGACAUCUUCGAUCGUACCGCUAUGUAGCGCGCAGUCAUCCGCGAUGUUUUGGUCCCGUAUAAUCCCAUUACAAGUUCUGGUAUUUAUCUGCAUGCGUCUGAUUCUGGUUCCGAUUAACUCCUCAGGGUAGGCGUCCAUCAGCAUGCCGACGACUGGAGAACGCAGAGGGUGUGUGCGGGUAACCAACCCCGUUAUUUCAGACGCUCAGGAGACCGUUUGCGAUUUGUGCUGACAUGUCCCUAACCAGCUGCUCAAGUAUCUGCGUAAAUCGUUCCAAAGCUUCGUCAUCGCUUUCUCGCUUGUUUCAUUGUCUCAGUGGUAUUCGUCAGAUCCAUGAUGAUAAUAGCAUACCACAGACCUACCGUAAUCAGCGAGCCAGGAAUCACACCCUAAUUCACGCGCAAGUCACCGCGCCUGCGCUCACCUUGAUGUGAAGCACACGGUGCACAUCGUGCACUCCAACAUGACGCCGCGACGGUGGCGUCAGUCAGCUCUCUGGUUACUGUGAUCGAUGGUAUUCUCAUUGCCAUCAUGGAAACUAUACGCCUUUUCAUCUUCUCCUAAUAUCUUGUUGUCACAUUUACGAAAUAAUAAUAAUCUCUUUUUUUCGCUGUUUGUGUCGACAAUUAAAUUAGCGAACGGAGACGUGGUGGAAAACUUAGAGCUAUUUAUUAGUUACGAGCUCACCUAUUUUUCCAUCUGUGUACCGCUUUUAGUCCCCACUAAGGUUGCAGCCUCCAAGAGCUCUUGUUCUUUUAAAAGUUUUUGUCGCGUCUCCAAUUGUCAGCCCUGCUCAACAGGUCAAUGUUUGCAGCUUUGAGGCUGCAUGCAACUGACUUUUUACGCUUGGCAGAAAACUACUCGGCUGCGCGGACGGUAAUCAUGCGACGAUUAUGUGACCGAUCAUCGGAGCAGUUCAGAACACGUCUAAUACUGUAUCGCUUGUAGGCAGUGCUUCUUGGUUGCAGACGCAUCCGAACAGCUGACUUCACAGUCUGAUCGACAGCAUCGCACGUCCGGCUAGUCAUGAGAACCCGUGCUGAAUUUGCUUUAUACUCGCGGACACCCAACCAUAGGAUCCUUGUCCUAGCUCCCACAAACCAACAGACCACCCAGGUUCAACCUUCCCAGGCACGACCUAACGCUGCCCUCAGCUCAUUAUCGACUACUGGCACGCGAGACAGCAGCCCAGAGUUCUGUACAGAAUAAAUACCGCCUUUCUAUUGAUGUCCGCGAUUUGACCCCAAUUGUGGUAGUUUAGAUGGGCGCGUGUUUUAGUAGCUAUGACCUCAGUAUCGGUUGUGGCGAGUCAGCGAUCCCCAUAAUCAUAAAAUCGAAGACUGACCUCCUUUUCAUGCCAGUGAGAGCAAUUGCCGCGCCAGCAUAGACACUUUCAUGCUGAUGCUAAUUAAAUUUACCAUUAGCUGAAUGCUUUUAUGUCAGUAUCCAUUACCACCGAAGAAUUGUCGAUUUAAUGCAUGCAAAGGUAAGGAAUCAAGGACCUUCAGUUUCACACAUUCAACUUAAAGCUGACAGCUCGAUUAGGUUUGCCGAAUUUGCACCGUGUCAUAAAAAUUGCGGAUUUUUCCAAUCACAUUGUUUGUGGAUUUAAGUUCUGAAUAGACUGGCACUGUUGUGGGACCUAAUCAACGAGUGAAAUUUAACGGUAGAGCAGAUUCUAUUGAAAGUAAUACGAUAAAAGCACACAUUACAUUUUAUAUUCUUCAAAUGACACUGAUCAGUCUAGUUCUGGUUCACCAGCUCUUUUUUAAUUUGUAAAUUUGUCCGAAUCUGCCCUCAUAUAGGUGACCUGAUCAACAACAUUUAUGAAUUUGGCCUCUACUCACAAACAGUUUAAACUUUUUUAAAGGCCUAGGAUAGUUUAAUUAUAUAAAAAUACUUUCAAUACAAUCACUGAAGUUAGCCUUUUUGUAGUAUAUGUAAACUUCUCUCAAUGGGUGCAUUGUCAGGUGCUGGAAAUCCUUCCAAGAAUAUGA
Messenger RNA from Spirometra erinaceieuropaei, 7927 nucleotides. The record is from the annotation of a GenBank genome assembly. Lineage: Eukaryota; Metazoa; Platyhelminthes; Cestoda; Diphyllobothriidea; Diphyllobothriidae.